UACGUGAGAAGGUUUCCUUCCUCCAUUAAUUUGCACGAGAGAGAGAGAGAGAGAGAGAGAGUGGGAGAGGAAGAAGAUGGGAGGAAUUCCGGAGGUAGCGCUGAGCUCCGGAGGCCGAUCCAUGCCGGUCAUCGGCAUGGGCACGGCCUCGUACCCGCCGGCCUCGGAGGAGGCCUUCCACUCGGCGAUGCUGGAGGCGAUCGGCCUUGGCUACCGCCACUUCGACACGGCGUCGAUCUACGGCACCGAGCAGCGCCUCGGCAGGGCCAUCGCUGAAGCCAUCCAGCUUGGCCUCGUCAGGAGGGAGGAGCUCUUCAUCACGUCCAAGUUGUGGGGCACCGACGCCUACGGCGACCGUGUCGUCCCUGCUCUCCGGGAGUCGCUGAGGAACCUUCAACUAGAUUAUCUUGACCUCUAUCUGGUGCAUUGGCCUUUUAGUCUGAAACCAACAGGAUUUAAGUUUCCGAUCAACAAAGACGACAUCAUUCCGAUUGAUCUAAAGUCUGUUUGGGAGGCAAUGCAGGAAUGCCAGAGGCUAGGCCUUGCAAAGUCAAUUGGAGUCAGCAAUUUUUCUUGCAAGAAGUUAGAGCAUGUUCUCUCGGUGGCCGCGAUCCCACCUGCCGUCAAUCAGGUGGAAAUGCAUCCCGUUUGGCAGCAGAAGAAGUUGAUGAAUUUUUGCAAGGACAAGGGAAUCCAGGUUUGUGCUUACUCGCCACUGGGAGCAAAUGGAACACCAUGGGGGACAAACCAAGUCAUGGAAUGUGAUGUGUUAAAAAAGAUAGCCCUGGCCAAAGGAAAAUCCACAGCUCAGGUCGCUUUGAGGUGGAUUUACGAGCAAGGUGCAGGUAUGGUCGUUAAGAGCUUUAAGGAGGAGAGAAUGAAGGAAAAUAUUGACAUAUUUGAUUGGGAGAUCAGCAAGGAAGAGUUGCAUGAAAUUAGUCAAAUUCCACAACGUAAGGGAGUUUCAGGAGAAGAAUUUGUCUCUGCUCAUGGUCCUUUCAAGUCACUAGAUGAGUUAUGGGAUGGUGAAAUUUAAUGAGAGUUAUUAAGCAAAGGAUUGCAAGCAUGUAAUAUAUACUAUGGUUUUUAGUUGUACGUUCCUUCAUCUGCUCUUUUGAAGCCAUAUGAAACAUAUCUCUCAUAAUGUUGUGAUCUAUUGUGUU
This is a messenger RNA of Phoenix dactylifera (date palm), 1163 nucleotides long. Its product is annotated as non-functional NADPH-dependent codeinone reductase 2-like. The record is from RefSeq and is a predicted model, not a curated record. Gene Ontology annotation, molecular function: oxidoreductase activity, acting on the CH-OH group of donors, NAD or NADP as acceptor. Lineage: Eukaryota; Viridiplantae; Streptophyta; Magnoliopsida; Arecales; Arecaceae.